Vespa crabro (European hornet) is the source of this 1039-nucleotide messenger RNA. Its product is annotated as tol-Pal system protein TolA-like. NCBI's taxonomy places the organism in Eukaryota, Metazoa, Arthropoda, Insecta, Hymenoptera, Vespidae. The transcript has 5 exons. Bases 192 to 977 code for a protein of 261 amino acids. The record is from RefSeq and is a predicted model, not a curated record.
UAGACAAUGAAAGCUUGUAAUUGUAACCGCGUAUCAUCGAGAGUUACCUUUUAUGUUGACUUAAUCGUUUUAAUUAAUAUUGUUAUUACGUUGUUUAUGCGUUCAAACAUUCUCCCAUCGAUUUCGAACUCGUAUAUAUACGAGGGAUUUGAUCAGAAAGGUAUCAGUUCUUGCAACAGCAUCCUAACAAGAUGAAGGCCAUCUCAACGAUCAUUAUUGUAUUCACGUUGGCUAUUGCCACGGAAUCAAUGAUAAACACGAAAAAACAAAAACGUGGCGUAGCACUUUUUGGUCCACCCGGUUACGACGUUUUCGGUGUUGUGCCAGCUUAUGGUACCACUUCUUGGGCACCAACCGGUUUCGGCAAUGUUCCAUGGAAUACCCCAUCCUCUCCUGACAUUGCCCUUGCACAAGUUCAAGCACAAGCGACUCACAACGUGGCCUUGCAAACUCUAAAGGAUCCAUCACCUGGAACACCAAGCAUUGCUUAUCCACCGGAAGUCAUGAAAGCUAUACAGCAGGCUAAAGAAGCUAAUCAUAACGUGUUCAUGGCUCAACAAAGAGUGGCAGAGGCUAAAGAAGUUGCAGUGGUGCAACAAAAGAUUGCACUUGGCAAAGAAGCUGCUGCGAGGGAAGCGGCUUUAAGAUCGCAAGAAAUUUCAUCGCAUGCUCAAGAAGAAGCCAGAGCGAGUGCUAAGCAAUUAGUAGCUGCGCAGCAGAGACUGGCAACCUUGAAAGAUGCCGUGGCCGCUGCACAACGGGUUGCAGCCGCAAGGGAGGCUGCCGCGGCUGCAGCCAUUCAGAGAAAUGCCGCUGAUACUGCGGCAGAAUUGAGAAAACAAGAUGUUGAUAAACAGAUCUCCCAGAGUGAGCAAGAAGCUAAGGAAAAAGAUAUCGUCGCGGCAAAGGAAAAUGCUGUUGCAAAUGCAGUAGAACAUGCGGCAUUUGAAAAACCUGUACACCAUCCCUGGGGUUGAUGAUAUAAGAGAAAAAUAUGGAGCACUAAAUCAAAAAUAGCAAAUUUAUAUAUAAUUCUUGU